Messenger RNA from Etheostoma cragini (Arkansas darter), 663 nucleotides. It is a transcript of the gene pebp1, whose product is annotated as phosphatidylethanolamine binding protein 1. The record is from RefSeq and is a predicted model, not a curated record. Lineage: Eukaryota; Metazoa; Chordata; Actinopteri; Perciformes; Percidae. The transcript is spliced from 4 exons. Bases 21 to 662 code for a protein of 213 amino acids. Gene Ontology annotation, biological process: negative regulation of MAPK cascade.
UCUAUCUAUCCUAGGGGAACAUGAACACAGCACUUUUGUGUUCACUCCAUGUAGCAGUGCAGUCAACGUCUGCAACCAGACUAGCGUCAAGUCUAAAAAUGCCCGUAGAUUUGAGCCAGUGGACCGGGCCUCUUGCCCUGCCGGAGGUCGAGGAGAAGCCGGCACAGCCUCUGACUGUUAAAUACGACUCUGUGGAAAUCGACGAACUUGGCAAAGUGCUCACGCCAACACAGGUGCAGAAUCGACCCACUUGCUUGGAGUGGGAAGGCUGUGACUCCAGUAAGUUGUACACUCUGGCCCUCACCGACCCUGACGCUCCCAGCAGGAAAAACCCCAAAUUUAGGGAGUGGCACCACUUUCUGGUUGUCAACAUGAAAGGGAAUGAUGUGUCCUCUGGCUGCGUCUUAUCGGACUACGUGGGCUCAGGUCCUCCCAAGGGCACAGGUCUCCACAGGUAUGUGUGGCUGGUGUAUGAGCAGCCAGGCAGCCUGUCCUGCACAGAGCCCGUCCUUACCAACCGGUCUGGAGACUGCCGCGGCACAUUCAAGAUCCAGAGUUUCAGGCAGAAAUACAACCUUGGAGCCCCGGUGGCAGGAACCUGCUACCAGGCCGAGUGGGACGACUACGUCCCCAAACUGUAUGAGCAGCUGGCCGGAAAAUAAA